Messenger RNA from Aegilops tauschii subsp. strangulata, 870 nucleotides. RefSeq names its product fasciclin-like arabinogalactan protein 14. NCBI's taxonomy places the organism in Eukaryota, Viridiplantae, Streptophyta, Magnoliopsida, Poales, Poaceae. Gene Ontology annotation, cellular component: plasma membrane. The record is from RefSeq and is a predicted model, not a curated record.
AUGGCGCCCCCGAAGCUCUCCUUGCUGGUGCUCCUCGUCCUCCUCCUGCCGGCGGCCGGCAGCGCCGGCGCCAACGACGUCGCCGCCGACGCGCCCCCGGGCGGCGGGGGCGGCGGCUUCAACGUCUCGGAGAUCCUGGCCAAGUUCCCGGAGCUCACCCUGUUCAACUACCUCAUCAGCAAGACGCGCGUGGCCAAGGAAAUCAACAGCCGCAACUCCGUCACCGUGCUCGCCCCCGUCAACGCCGACGUCGACUGGCUGCUCCGCCGCAGCGCGCGCCUGCCCCGCGCCGCCCUCCUCGAGCUCCUCUCCGUCCACGUCGUCCUCGACUACUACGACGCCGCCAAGCUGGCCGCCCUGCCCCGCGGCCGCGGCGCCAAGCCCGUCGUCGCCACCACGCUCUACCAGACCUUCGGCCCCGCCAACGGCGACAAGUCCGGCUUCCUCACCAUCACCCCCGCGCCCGACGGCGGCGCCGUCUUCGCCUCCGCGGCCCCCGGCGCGAUCGUCAACGCCACCUUCAAGAAGGCCGUCACCGCCAGGCCCUACAACAUCUCCGUCCUCCAGAUCAGCAACUUCGUCGUGCCGCCCGGGGUCAUCACCAAACCGCGCGCCCCGCCGCCGCCCAAGAUGAUGAGCUCCGUGUCGGCCGUCGCGCCCAGCCCCGCGCCGGUGAGGUCCCCGUCGGCGUCGCCGUCCCCGUCGUCGCUCCCGUGCCCGCCCGUGACCAUGCCCAUUGAGGAGCCCAUGGAGGAGACCCCGGCGCCCGCGCCGGCGCCGUCGCAGGGCUACGCGCUGCAGGCGAUGAUGGGCUGGUGGUCCGGCGCCGGCGUGGCGCUGGGGAUGGCGUGCGUGCUGGCGCACUUGUAG